Molecule: messenger RNA, 1239 nt
Organism: Pleuronectes platessa (European plaice)
Lineage: Eukaryota; Metazoa; Chordata; Actinopteri; Pleuronectiformes; Pleuronectidae
Gene: nkx1-2b
Product: NK1 transcription factor related 2-like,b
Exons: 3
Coding region: 1-1239 (412 amino acids)
Biological process (GO): regulation of transcription by RNA polymerase II; cell differentiation
Cellular component (GO): nucleus
Molecular function (GO): RNA polymerase II cis-regulatory region sequence-specific DNA binding; DNA-binding transcription factor activity, RNA polymerase II-specific
Source: RefSeq, a predicted model, not a curated record
AUGAACCGGGACAGAGCGGUACCGGGGCCCGGAGGAGAAGGGGUCCAGGCCGUGAUAAGCCGGGAAAGAGCCGUAGCAGGACCCGUGGUGGACGCGGUCCAGUCCGUGAUGAGCCGGGACAGAGCGCCAGACGGGGACGGGAUUCAGACAGUGGUGGGCCCGGACAGCGGAGACGUGCUGGACGGAGUUGCCGCUGGGGAGAAGCGGCUCUUCUCUAACGCGGUAGCCGGAGGCAGAGAUGUUCAGGCCGGGGAGAACCACUCGGAGCCCGCGCCGACAAACCCGGUGUUAGUCCCGCAACCGCAGGGCCCCACCGGGCACCGGACCACCUCUUUCUCCGUGCUGGACAUCCUGGACCCAAACAAGUUCACGAGCAGCCGGCGACCGCAGCAACACGCGAGCGACCGGGGAGAGCGCGAACUGAGCGCUUACGGAGCGGAGAACCGGAGAGGAGGAGUGGUGGAGCGCGAGCCCGGUCUGGAGCCCAAAGGCUGCUACGGGGCCGAGGAGUACCCGAGGAAGGAAGGCUUUGCAUACAGAUGCCCAGAUGAAGAUGGAUAUCACAGAUCCGGGACGCCAGACUCAGAGGGUCCAGAUGGCCCCUACAGCAGUGAAGAGAGCAGCUCAGCCUUGCCCAGUAGUGGAGAGAGAGAACAGGGCCAGCACAGCCACCAAGACCCCUCCAGAGACACCAAUAGCCCAGGAGGAGGAUCUGCAGGCCAGAUCAGCAAUGGCCAGACGAAUGGGGGCCAAGGGGUCAAGCCCAAGAGGAAGCGCUCAGGCUCAGACUCCAAGUCAGGGAAGCCCCGUAGAGCCCGGACUGCCUUCACGUACGAGCAGCUGGUAGCGCUGGAGAACAAGUUCAAGUCCACCCGCUACCUGUCAGUGUGUGAGCGGCUUAACCUGGCCCUGUCGCUCUCCCUCACUGAGACUCAGGUCAAGAUCUGGUUCCAGAACCGCCGGACCAAGUGGAAGAAACAAAACCCUGGUGCCGACACGUCCGCUCCCACCGGCGCAGGAGGGGCUGGGGGAGGAGGCUUGGGGGGUCUCAGUCCUCUCAGCCCAUCUCCCCCAGUCAGUGGGCACCUGGCCAUGCAUGCUGGCUAUGCCAGCCACCAUCACCCUCCCACUGGCAGCCUGGUUCAGCUCCCUUUCCUCACAGCCAGCCACGUCCUGUCCCCAUUCAUGUUGGGGACGCAGAGCUAUGCUGCCCCCGCUUUCUACAGCACACAUCUGUAG